Molecule: messenger RNA, 1545 nt
Organism: Vicia villosa (hairy vetch)
Lineage: Eukaryota; Viridiplantae; Streptophyta; Magnoliopsida; Fabales; Fabaceae
Product: heat shock 70 kDa protein 4-like
Exons: 4
Coding region: 1-1545 (514 amino acids)
Biological process (GO): protein refolding; cellular response to unfolded protein
Cellular component (GO): cytoplasm
Molecular function (GO): ATP binding; ATP hydrolysis activity; heat shock protein binding
Source: RefSeq, a predicted model, not a curated record
AUGAAAAUAACAAGGCACAUGACAUGGCUCAUAUAUGAAACACAAGAAAACAAAGUAACCACAAGUGAGGGGCCUACUAUUGGUAUCGAUCUUGGCACAACCUAUUCAUGUGUUGCUGUAUGGCAGGAUCAAAACAAUCGAGCAAAGAUCAUACAUAAUGAUCAAGGCAACAGAACCACUCCUUCUUUUGUUGCUUUUACUAAUGCUCAAAGGUUGAUUGGUGAAGCUGCUAAAAAUCAGGCUGCUUCAAAUGCAACCAACACUGUGUUUGAUGCGAAAAGGUUGAUUGGAAGGAAAUAUAGUGAUUCUGCUAUUCAAAAUAACAUACAAUUGUGGCCAUUUAAGGUUGUUGCUGGAAACGACAACAAACCUGAGAUCAUUGUUAAAUACAAGGGUGAAGAAAAACGUCUCUGUGCCGAGGAAAUCUCAUCCAUGAUUCUCAUCAAGAUGCGUGAGAUUGCAGAGAAAUUUUUGGAGUCACCCGUGAAGAAUGCAGUUGUUACAGUGCCUGCUUAUUUUAACGAUUCUCAGCGAAAAGCCACAAAAGAUGCUUGUGUUAUUGCUGGCCUCAAUGUGUUGCGGAUAAUCAAUGAACCAACAGCGGCUGCCCUUGCGUAUGGCCUUCAAAAGAGAGCAAAUAAUGUUGGAAAACGAAAUGUGUUCGUCUUUGAUCUCGGCGGUGGCACUUUCGAUGUGUCUCUCCUCACACUCGAAGAUAAUGGGUUUGUAGUGAAAGCCACUGCCGGAGAUACACUUCUUGGAGGAGAGGACUUUGAUAGCAGAAUGGUGAACUAUUUAGUGGAAGAGUCUGAGAGGAAGAAUAAAGUGGACAUUAGGGAGAACCCGAGGGUUCUAAGGAAGUUAAGAACUGCUUGUGAAAAGGCUAAGAGGACAUUGUCAUUUGAUACUGAGACUACAAUUGAAAUAGAUUCUUUAUGUGAUGGAAUUGACUUCCAAUUGUUAAUGACUAGGUCCAUGUUUGAACAACUCAACAUGGAUCAGUUUGAAAAGUGCUUGGAAGUUGUGAAGAAGGGUCUUGUUGAUGCUAAGAUGGCUAUCGGUAAAGUGGACGAUGUUGUUCUAGUUGGCGGUAGUUCUAGGAUUCCCAUAGUGCAGCAACUAUUGAAGGACUUUUUCAAAGGGAAGAAUCUGUGUAGUAGCAUCAACCCUGACGAGGCUGUUGCUUAUGGUGCAGCAGUACAAGCUGCUAUGCUGAGUGAAGGUUUUAAGAAUGUUCCAAACAUUGUUUUGCAUGUUACGCCUUUGUCUCUUGGUACAUCUAUAAAUGAUAAUCUCAUGAGUGUAGUUAUCCCAAGGAACACAUCAAUUCCUGUGAAAAAGACACAAACUUUUUAUACACUUGAAGAUGAUCAGUAUUUUAUCACUGUUGAUAUUUAUGAAGGCGAGCGGAUGCUCAUGCUAAGCUGUUACUUGGUGGCUAAGCUAAAUGCUCAUGCUAAGUUACUUAAUGAUAAGAAUGAGAAAGAAUAUGAUGAUUAUUCUUAUAUCUGGGCUAAUUUCUUACUCAUUCCAAAAGAUGCUUGA